AUGCGUUUAUGGAAAAGUGAAGAAACCGAAUAAGCGUGUGUCUCAAACUUAAAGAAUCUUCACGAUUACAUUCAUUUAGGUCAAGUCGUCAAGUUAAAUAAGUGUGAGUUGAAUACUUGAACAACGGAUCAACUAAGUAUGACUGACACAGAGACAAGUGAUCAUCCGAAAUGGUUGUUAGAAUUAGAAAAUCGAAAGAGAAAGCCUCGAUUGGCACACGAAGCUGGAGCAGGAGCUUCUUGCGUGAUAUGCAAAGAUACAUGUCCAGGUUUGGAUUUACAUUUUUGGAGAAAAACUUGUAAAAACUGUAAAUGCAGCAAAGACGAUCACGAUGUGAUCGACGAAGAUUUUCCACAAUUUGAUCUGCUGUUUGGAUCGUCCAAGAAAUAUAAGAAAAAAUCAACGUUAUUACAUAUACAUAAUCGAAAGGAUCAGGUGCAAGAGGCGUUCGAAUGGAUUCCACCGGAUACAACGAAAGAAAUUGCUGCAGAAUAUAUGAAAGCUUUACCUGUAGAGAAACUACCCAUCAAAGGGUCAGCAGGUGCAGCCUUGAGAAGACAGUUAUUGCAAAAGCAGUUGCCGCUUCAUGAUAUAGAUUAUGAAGUUUGUGAUAAAUUAAGCGACCAAGAGAAGAAACAUUUUGAAAAGUAUUUGGAAAAUAUAAAGAAAUACGUAGGUCAAGGGGCAGUGACAAAGAUGCUAAGUGCUCGGCCGUUCGAUCUUUUGUUAAUGACACCUGCUAAUGCCACCGAUAUGCAACUCUACGAUCCACAGAAUAAGCACGACGUACAAACUACCAUAGUUCAAUUACGUACACCAAGUAGUUUCAUGUCCAAAACACCGUAUAAAAAAGAUUUACACGCAAAGUUGAACAACUAUGAAUCACUGUUGCCUGUCUCAGCAACAUUAAAUAAUUCCAGCAUGAUUCCGAUUCGUGAGAAAUGUAAUAAAAUUAGUAGUAAUUGCGAAAUAGCAAAGUCAGAACCGGUUAAGAUCGGAGUAUAUAAUAAGGGUGUUUUUAUGCUUGAUUCUCAAAAAGUCAAUACUAAUUAUGACAAUACUACACGCGAAGAAAUUUUAACGGCCAAUGAUUUAGAUUCCGACGUAACACUUUCACAGAACUCGCUGGAAUAUUUCGAAGAAUCAAGUAAAUUUAAGAAUCUAUCUAUUUCUCCCUCACAUUCGAAAUCACUGGUUGAUGAUACCCAUAUUGCAGAAUCUAUAUUAGCAGAUGCAUUACUUCCACCUAGUGUAGUACAUUCCAAUGACAUAAUUGGUAGUACAUUAGAUCAAAAGGAUUUGAUGUUUAUACGAGAGAAGCUUACAAACAAGUAUGGUAAUCAAGGAAAUCAUCGAACGCAAAUGCCAUGUAGUGUACCCAGUUUUGCAAGAGAUUUUGAUGCCAAUAGUUCAUUGAAAAAUGACGUUACGUCGCAAAGUAUAAAUAGUGAUAACGAGAAUGAUGUAAAAGCUGUUAUUUCUAUUACAAAAUAUCCAUCCAGUGUAUCGGCGCUGUCGCAAAACAAUAUUCAAGAUCAAAGACAGAAUUCAAUGGGAAAAAAGGCUAUUGAAACGAAGGAAAUAGAAGCAAAAAAUGAAGCAGUAAGAACUAUGUCACAAAGUCUUCAGUCAACUCCGCUCGAUACAAUGGUGUCGCACUUUGAUUUAACGGAAAAUACGUCUACACCGGAUCCACUGUCUCAAACGUGUACACAAUAUUCUAACUCGAGCAACCAUCAAGCAAAAUUAAACAACUUUACAAUACCAUCUACUAUCAUUAAUUCCGAGAAAUUACGUAAUCAUGUAUUUCCCUGUCAAAGUACUGUUUAUGGUGUUAGCACAAACACAAACCAAACAGGACACCUAACAGGUACGAUGGAAAAUCUAACAAAGAAUUCUGCUAAGCAACAGAAAUGUCAUGGUUGCGAAGAAAUAAUACGUGUCGGGGAUGUGGCUGUAAUUGCGGAAAAAGCUAAAAACGCUAUGUGGCACCCUGGAUGUUUCGUUUGCCAUACAUGUAACGAAUUAUUAGUAGAUUUAGUAUACUUCUAUUAUAAAAAUAAAUUAUAUUGUGGAAGAGAUUUGGCAUCGCUUAUGGGGAUUCCUAGAUGUUUCGCCUGUGAUGAGCUUAUUUUCUUACGGGAGUAUACUGUUGCGGAAGGGCACAACUAUCACGUAAAACAUUUUUGUUGUUGGGAUUGCGAUAUUCCUUUAGCUGGGAAACAAUAUACCACAGAAAAUGAUCGUCCAUUGUGUCUUCCAUGCUAUCAAAGGACAUAUGCCAAAACAUGUAGCAUGUGCAACAAUGUAAUUGCUGCGGAUCAACAAGGUGUUGCUCUGAAAGAUUUAAAUUUUCAUGCGACAGGAGUUUGCUUCUGCUGUUAUAUUUGUAAAAAGAAUUUACUACAAGCACGAACAGCAAUUAAAGAUAAGAAAUUAUUCUGCAGUAAAGAAUGUAUUGCAAUGUUCCUGCGGCCAACAACAUAACCAUUACUUUAUCUUUUAUUAUUUUAUUUUACUAACUAAAUGCAAGAAAAGAAUAUAUAUGAAUAAACAUUUUUAUACAAUUUUUUAGACAUUUUUAUACAUUUUUCAACAUAUUCAGAAUGUCGUUAUAAAUUGUGACAUUUAUAAGCUAUAUUUAAACUGUAUUUAGUAAAAACGUUUAUUUUAAUUAUACAUAAUUUGUAUAUUCACAAUUUUUGACAUUAUUAAAAUAUAUUAUUACUAAAA
Megalopta genalis is the source of this 2733-nucleotide messenger RNA. NCBI's taxonomy places the organism in Eukaryota, Metazoa, Arthropoda, Insecta, Hymenoptera, Halictidae. The record is from RefSeq and is a predicted model, not a curated record.